GAAUACCAAGAAGAAUCCUGUUUGUAUGAAUGAAUGUCCAAAUUUGCUCUGCAAACAACAGAGGAUAUUGGCUUCAUAACCUUAUCUCUGAGGUCCAUUCCCUCUUCAAAUUUUGGUAAAUCAAAGGCUCUAUCAACACCUAUCUUUCAAGACCAGGCGACCCUUCUUAGGAGGCACAACAAGACACACUUUGCCGCUCUGAUAUCUCAGAAAAGUCCAGUACUCAUCUCUAUUUUUUUUUUAAAAAAACAAAAUCGCAAGGGGACAGUCAGUCUGUAACAAACACCAAUGGUAUAAAACCAAAUUCCUUGGCCUUAUGCCUGCCUCCCAUGCCCACCUUGGUUGCAUUUUUACACGUAUUCCCCAAAACAAACGUUGGAGCUGCCACAUGCAUAACUGCCAAGCAACACUGACUGUACUACUUCAAUUUUUCUUCAGUUACAACAUUUGAGAUAUGCAUGUGGUAAGCCUUAAGCACCCCUUCUAGUCUAAUCCCUUGCCGGGGAAGUCUUCAAGUUUCGCCGGAAAAUGUUGGCUGUUUUUGAGAAAGGGAUUGGCAAGCCCCCGGAGGAGCUGAGUCUUCCUUCCAUGGGGUUGCAGAACUCAAAAACCCGGCAAGAGAUCGCAGAGACGCUCCGGGUGGCAUGGCCAGAGGCGAACAUGUACAGCCUCUCAAAUGGGAACUUCCUGGCUUUGUCACAUGAGGAUGAAAGUCCAACACAUCCAAGGUCCAUUGUGGUCGUGGACGAUGUCUUCUGCAUUUUCGUUGGGACGUUAGAGAACAUCUGCGACCUAAGAAGGCACUAUGGGCUUUCCAGGCAAGCAACAGAAGCCAUGGUGGUGGUUGAAGCUUAUAAAGUCCUGAGAGAUCGUGCACCUUACCCUCCUGAUCAAGUCAUUAGAGAUCUUGAAGGAAAAUUUGCAUUUAUUCUCUUUGAUGCUAAAGGUGGUACUCUUUUUACAGCCAGGGAUCGCGAUGGAAGCAUAAAUCUUCAAUGGGGCAUGGCGGGUGACGGAUCACUGGUCUGCUCCGACAAUCCCAAAAUCAUUACAGAGGCUUGUGGAAAAGCUUGUGCUCCUUUUCCUCCAGGCUGCAUCUUCAUGAAUGGAAGUGGGCUAAUGAGCUUUGAUCACCCCCUUCACAAGGUAAGAGCAAUUGCACGGGAAGAUGAUGAUGGAAGCAUUUCUGCCAUUAUUUUUCAGGUGGACUUGCUCACGAGACUACCCAGCAUUCCACGCACUGGUAGUGCAGCAAACUGGGCUGAUGCUGCCGUUGUUAAUGAAGAAUAAGGUGUUGAGGUUUUGACUUCAAUGAGAAUGGAUUCUGGUCUAAUCUUAUAUAAUGAAAACUAAAUAAUGUGUUCAUGGGUUCAUGCUUUGCAGCUUGAGGAAUGUGUUGGUUUCCCAAAGUGACAUGAAUCUGGAUUGCAGAACUUUAAUACAGUUUGUUGUGAACACAAUGUUUAUGGUAUGUAUUUAUGUUUGGGAAA
Messenger RNA from Vitis riparia (riverbank grape), 1490 nucleotides. RefSeq names its product stem-specific protein TSJT1-like. The record is from RefSeq and is a predicted model, not a curated record. Bases 529 to 1290 code for a protein of 253 amino acids. Lineage: Eukaryota; Viridiplantae; Streptophyta; Magnoliopsida; Vitales; Vitaceae. The transcript is spliced from 4 exons.